Molecule: messenger RNA, 3742 nt
Organism: Maylandia zebra (zebra mbuna)
Lineage: Eukaryota; Metazoa; Chordata; Actinopteri; Cichliformes; Cichlidae
Gene: dusp7
Product: dual specificity phosphatase 7
Biological process (GO): negative regulation of MAPK cascade; peptidyl-tyrosine dephosphorylation
Cellular component (GO): cytosol; cytoplasm
Molecular function (GO): protein tyrosine/threonine phosphatase activity; MAP kinase tyrosine/serine/threonine phosphatase activity; MAP kinase tyrosine phosphatase activity
Source: RefSeq, a predicted model, not a curated record
AACAAGGGGAAUGACUCGGGAAUAAACUUUUAAUCCCUAAAACAUCAUUCAUGGUACCACGAGGAAGUGUUUUUAAAAGUUGCUUUUACAACUGAACUCUUAAAAAGCAAAAUUAAACACACAAAAAAGACUCAGAUUUUAACAGACUCAAAGGAUAUAGAUGUCCACGAGCGUUGGAGGACGUGGGGCUUUAAUUUGUAGAAUUAGGUCGGCCUUUUUUUAUUAAUUCAGAGUAUAAGCUACAGAGAAUCAAUGAAUGGAUAGUAUGUUGUGAAGCUACACUGUGCUCCUGUGACUCUAAAGCAGCGCUGCGCCUUUAAAUAUGUGCGCUCCUCCCUCUCCUCAGUGACAAGCCCGCAGAGCCUCUUUAACGCAUCCAGUGGAAAUGACAAACCAGAGGCGCACCACGGGCCAAGCAUGUCCAGUAAUAACAAUAAGCAUGGGCUUUAGCAUCAUCGGCUCACCCGGCUCUCACAUCCCGAGAGAGUAACGAGGUUCAUUUGGGCCGUUUCGUCGCUCUGCGGACGCGUCAAAGUUGGAGCGAGCUCACCGAAUGGACGGUCGAUGGACUGGAGUCAAACCUCCGCUUCAAUCGGACUGAAGGAAAGAGGGAAAGAAACCUCUGCAUGUUCAAGUUUCCUGCUCCCACCGGAGGGGCAUCGCUGCGUGUGUGUUGGAUGUGUGUGCGCGCGUGUGGAAGUGUGUGUUGGGUGCGUUGCGCCCUCAGGAUCAGCGGCAGGAGCAGCGGUGGCGUUGGUGGUGGUGGCCGCGGGAAGGGAAGUUUAGCGCCGUGAUUUUUUUUUUCUUCUUUUUUUUUUCUUUUCCUUUCCUCUGUUCUGUUGUGUUGUUCUCAUGUCACAGCAGGCGACGGGGGGAUUAACGUUUCACUGAUGAGAAUUAAUCACUCGUGGGGAUGCUCUGUGAUCGUGACUAUGACGAUGAUGUCGAGUAAGAGCGUGGAGUGGCUGCAGGAGGAGCUGGAGUCCGGGGCCAGCUCUCUGCUGUUGCUGGACUGCAGACCCCAUGAGCUGUACGAGUCCUCGCACAUCGAGUCGGCCAUCAACCUGGCCAUCCCGGGCCUCAUGCUCCGGAGACUGAAAAAGGGGAACCUCCCCAUUCGCUCCAUCAUCCCCAACAACGAGGACAAGGAGAAAUUUGUAAAGAGGUGCAAGACGGACGUGGUGGUGCUGUACGACGAGGCGACCUCGGAGCGGCAGGAGUCCGGGCUGGGAAGCUCCGUGCUUGGGCUGCUCCUGCAGAAGCUCCGGGACGACGGGUGCAAGGCUUUUUAUCUAGAGGGAGGCUUCAACAAGUUCCAGUCAGAGUACCCAGAGCACUGCGAGAUCAAUUUGGACUGCUCCUGUCCCAGCAGCUCCCCACCAGCCUCCGUCCUCGGUCUCGGAGGGCUCCGCAUCAGCUCCGACUGCUCAGAUGGGGAAUCGGACCGCGAGCCGGGCAGCGCCACAGAGUCGGAGGGCAGUCCGCUCCCCAACAACCAGCCAGCGUUCCCCGUCCAGAUCCUGCCCUACCUUUACCUGGGCUGUGCCAAAGACUCCGCCAACCUGGAUGUGCUCAGCAAGUACAAUAUCAAGUACAUCCUGAACGUGACGCCCAACCUGCCCAACAUGUUUGAACACGAAGGGGACUUCAAGUACAAACAGAUUCCCAUCUCCGAUCACUGGAGCCAAAACCUCUCUCAGUUUUUCCCUGAGGCCAUUUCUUUCAUAGACGAGGCGCGCUCCAAAAAGUGUGGCAUACUGGUCCACUGCCUGGCCGGGAUCAGCCGCUCCGUCACCGUCACCGUGGCUUACCUGAUGCAGAAGCUCAACCUGUCGCUCAAUGACGCCUACGACUUUGUGAAGCGGAAAAAGUCAAACAUUUCCCCGAACUUCAACUUCAUGGGCCAGCUCCUUGACUUUGAGCGGACGCUAGGUCUCAACAGCCCCUGUGACAACCACUCGAACUCGCCGACGCACGACCAGCUCUUCUUCACCACCCCGACCAAUCACAACGUGUUUCAACUGGACACCCUAGAAUCCACAUGAAAAUGAGAGUCUCAGUUUCAUGUGGAUUGCCCCCAUUGCAACUUACGAGGAUUUGGGGUGGGGGGCAUGGUGGUAUGGUUACCAUGUCUGCAAGUGGCUGCACUGCAGGAGAGCAGAGUUUUAAUGAAUGUUUUAGCCUCUUGAGGCUCGUUGUCCGAGAUCCUGACCAUGGAGCAGCGUUGACGUGUCAGGAGGAGUCAUGGAUGCCACGUUAAAGGGUUUUGGGGGGUUUUUCAACCCAGAGAAGGAUGCUGUGGGUUAACAAAGCUGUUCUUCCUUAACAGCUUGUAAACGAAGAAUGAGGGAGGUUUAACUUGACUGAGAAACUAAAUGAUUGCAGCAGGACAGAAAGCUUAAUACAAAGAUAGGAACACGGAAAAUCUUUAGUGCUUGAUUUAUAAGAUGACUGCAUCCUCCUUGUCUCGGCUCUCGAGCCGAGGUGACUGGUGCCAAGUGGAAAAGCUGGGAUUUACUCAUAGGAAAUCUCACUCUACUGAAUGUAGAGUUUUUAAAAACCAAGGAAUUAACUCUCACACACACACACACGAUAUAAACACAGUAUGUAUGUUUGUACUGUAUGUAUGUUAACGUACAUAGCAGAAAAUGUAUGGGCAGUCCUUAACAAAUUCAGUAUGUCUAUAUGCAUUUUUGUAUAUUUUCUAUGUACAUUUACGCACAGAUCUAUACCUUAUAUAUAAAUAUAUUUAUCUCAAGCCAUAUAAAUAAUGGCUUAAGAGAUUGUAAAAUUAAAGUGGAAUGGGUUUUUAGAUGGUCUUUUUUUUUAAGUUUUGUUUUUUCUUUAGGUUUAUGACCUAAUGCAGUUUGCACAGUGGUGUAGCCAUUGACUUUGUUGGCCUGUGCUGGAAGCAGUCAGAUAAAGAGACAUUCAGAGAAGAGGAGCGGAGAGGUCAGUCCCAGGCUGCGACGAGUCCUGACAGCUGCACGGCUCAGCGGGGAGGGAGCAAAAACUGGGCCCUGAGCAGAGGAGCAGGGAUAGGGGUUAAAACAAGCAGCAGGCUGGAAGUAGGAAUUGAUUCACGGCUGGAGAUGGGAGAAAUUACUCCUGCGUGUUUGACACUUGGCCAACUGUUUUCGAGCGCAUUUCCCAGUUCCUUCUUCCUUCCCUAUAUGACUGUUCAUCCAGUUGUUUCAGUCAGCUGUUCUGAAGAUUUUAAUCAUUUGUUUCGUUUCGGUCAAAAAGUCAGUUUCGGUCAAAGUUCCUCAGUUAUUGAUUUCAUCAACACAGUUGUUCCACCAGCACGUUUUGCCAAAAAGGGUUACUCGGUUAGAGGUUACGGAUCAGGGACAGGAAGUCAGUAUUAACAUUUCUGGGUCACUGAGGUACUUUUUGGGCAGAUCAAAUGUAUAACCUGCACCCCAAAGUUUUGUUGGCCUAUGUUAGCUUCUUGUGUGUUUCAGGACCGAGGGUGGGGGGUCGGGUCGGGGCUUUACUUUGGUCUUUGUGUUUGGAUUCUGGUCUGGUUGACUGGGACUGGCUUCCGCUAGACUUCACUUACUUCAGCAGUUUCACGUCCCUUAACAGCGUUGGAGGAAAUUGAGAGGAAAGGUCUUUCUAAAAACGAAAAAAAGAAGGGAUCACUCGUUUUGUCAAAGAAAGCUUUGUCCGAGUUGAUUCACCCUUAAGCCUUGGGUAUAUUAUUAUAUGAAAGCUAUAUUAAACACAAAUGAAUAUUAAA